Dibothriocephalus latus is the source of this 333-nucleotide messenger RNA. NCBI's taxonomy places the organism in Eukaryota, Metazoa, Platyhelminthes, Cestoda, Diphyllobothriidea, Diphyllobothriidae. The record is from the annotation of a GenBank genome assembly.
AUGAAAUCUGGACGAAGAGCCCUGGAACCAGUCAAACAGAAAACGCUGUGCGCUAGGCCCUAUCAGGUGGAAAUGGCCGAAAUCGCGAAACACGAGAGCGUCAUCAUUAAGCUGAAUACAGGCCUGGGCAAGACUUUCAUCGCCGUCAUUGUCAUCAAGCAUCACUUGCCCGAAACCUACAAACCGCUCGCCGAAGGUGGCAGGCGAAUUGUCUUCAUAUGCAAGACUGGUAAGAGUUUGCUGCCCAUAGUUUUAUUAUUUUAUUAUGUUCGUUUAAUUCACUGCCUAAUUACUUUGCCAAGAUUGCUGCCCAUCGGCGGUUUUCAGUCCUAG